CGGGCGGCGCAGCGAAUCAGUUCAGCUGAGAACGGGGGAAGGUGUGCACGUCCUCUAUCCAGAACAAAUACGCAUUGCCUUUGCGCUGUACGUUCCGACUGCGAGGGGAAUCAGCUGAUUAACAAGGGUGUGAGCUAGCGACAUAGCUACGCAGACUGUCCGAAGAUCCAUCGGGAACCUCUCAUUUCUUUUUGGAGGAGUUAUAGCUGUACCCCCAAGAUAACCAGCUAGGUUGACAGCUAGCGAGACUUUGAACGAUGGGUUCAUUCCCGGCGAUAGCAGUCCUCAUUCUGGGGAUCGCGGUUACACCUCUGACAGGCUAUAUUAUUGAGGCCUUGGCAGCCAACGCCGGCACCGGGUUCGCCGUGGCGGAGCCGCAGGUGGCCAUGUUCUGCGGGAAGCUCAACAUGCACGUGGACGUCCGGACGGGCCGCUGGGAGGCCGACCCCUCCGGGGCAAAGAGCUGCGUGGGAACCAAGGAGGCUCUGCUUCAGUACUGCCAGGAGAUAUACCCUGAGCUGCAGAUCACGAACGUGGUGGAGGCCAACCAGCCGGUCAAGAUCGAGAACUGGUGCAAGAAGGACAAGAAGCAGUGCAAGGGACACGCCCACAUUGUGGUUCCUUACAAGUGCCUGGUGGGCGAGUUCGUGAGCGACGUGCUCCUGGUGCCGGAGAAGUGCAAGUUCUUCCACAAGGAGCGCAUGGACACCUGCGUCAGCCACCAGCAGUGGCACGGCGUGGCCAAGGAGGCGUGUGCCAAAGGCAGCAUGGUUCUUCACACCUACGGCAUGCUCCUGCCCUGCGGCGUGGACCGUUUCCACGGCACCGAGUACGUCUGCUGCCCCCCGUCCCGCGCGGAGGACCCCGAGCCCCGCCCCCAGCCCUCCCAGGAGGAAGACGACGAGGACGAGGACGAGGACGAAGAGGAGGACCAGGAACAGGAAGUGACCGACCUGGACGAGGACGAGGAGGACGAGGACGAGACGGCGGAGGAGAGGGAGCCCCCCGUGGAGGACCAGCCCACCCCGAAGCCCGAAACCGCAGACGAUGAGGAGGAGGAUGAGGAGGAGGAAGACGUGGACUACGAGGAGUACGAGUUUGAGGACAAAGACAUGGCGGUGGAGGACGACGACGACGACGACGACGACGACGAUGAGGAAGAGGAGAAGACCAGGACCCGUGCCCAGGACACGCCCAACGAAGACAAGACGCUGCAGGAGGUCACAGCGGUGUGCUCCCUGGAGGCGGAGACGGGGCCGUGCCGCGCCUCCAUGCCCCGCUGGCACUUCGACGGGCGCCAGGGGAGGUGCGUGCGCUUCGUGUACGGCGGCUGCGCCGGGAACCGCAACAAUUUCGACUCGGAGGAGUACUGCAUGGCCGUGUGCCGGCGCCUCAUCCCGCCCACCCCCCAGCCCACCGACGACGUGGACGUGUACUUCGAGACGCCCGUGGACGACAAGGAGCACAGCCGCUUCCAGAGGGCCAAGGAGCAGCUGGAGAUCAGGCACCGCAACCGCAUGGAGAGGGUGAGGAAGGAGUGGGAGGAGGCUGAGAGACAAGCUAAAAACCUGCCCAAGACUGAGAGGCAGACGCUCAUCCAGCACUUCCAGGCCAUGGUGGAGUCCCUGGAGGAGGAGGCGGCCAGCGAGAAGCAGCAGCUGGUGGAGACGCACCUGGAGCGGGUGGAGGCCAUGCUGAACGACCGCCGCCGCUUCGCCCUGGAGUACUACCUGGCCGCCCUGCAGGCCGACCCCCCCAGGCCCCACCGCAUCCUGCAGGCUCUCAGGCGCUACGUCCGCGCAGAGAACAAGGACCGCCAGCACACCAUCCGCCAUUACCAGCACGUCCUGGCCGUCGACCCGGAGAAGGCCGCCCAGAUGAAGUCCCAGGUGAUGACGCACCUGCACGUGAUCGAGGAGCGGAUGAACCAGAGCCUGUCCCUGCUCUACAAAGUGCCCUACGUCGCCGAGGAGAUCCAGGACGAGAUCGACGAGCUCCUGCAGGAGCAGAAGGCCGACAUGGACCAGUUCCUGUCCUCCAUCUCCGAGUCGUACCCGGACGUCACCGUGUCGUCGGAGGAGAGCGUGGAGGUGCCCUUCCCCGACAGAAAGCUGCACCGCCCCUUCCAGGUCACCUCGCUGGGGUCCCGCCAGGAGACAGAAGGCGUUCUGCCCGACUCCCUGCGCUCCGUCAAAAAAGGGUCCGGGCUGGACGGUUUGAUUGGCGCCGAGGAGAGAGUGAUCAACAGCAAGGCCAAGAUCAACAACGCGGUGAUUGAUGAGUCUCUGGAUGUUAAAGAGGUGAUUUACAGUGCAGACAGAGUCAGCCGUGUGCAUGAUGAUGAUGAUGAUGGUGAGCUGGAGUCCUUCCGGCCCUUAGAGGAUGAGUUCAGCUUCGGAAGCAGCGCUCUGAUUGGCCUGCUGGUGAUCGCGGUGGCCAUAGCGACGGUGAUCGUUAUCAGCCUGGUGCUGCUGAGGAAGAGGCAGUACGGCACUAUCAGCCACGGCAUCGUGGAGGUCGACCCCAUGCUGAGCCCGGAGGAGCGGCACCUCAGCAAGAUGCAGAACCACGGCUACGAGAACCCCACCUACAAGUACCUGGAGCAGAUGCAGAUCUAGGGGAGGGACGGCUGGAGCUUCGCGCCCGGGGGGAGAGGAGGGAGAGGAGGGAGAACACACUACUGACCGAUAACACGACCGCUCACGCCGACGAAUCAUCUUCCCCCGCCUGAGAAACGCAAACGUUUUGGCUCGUUUAAAAAAAAAAAGUCUUCAAAAAAAAAAAAGAAUCAAUCCUUGAAUAAAUGCUACUACUUCUACUGUUGUACUGUAGGACUGUCUCUUCUCCUUUUUCUCUCGAAAGGGCAAUCUAACGAUAAUAGUGUUUUUAAAAAAAUAAUUAAAAUUUCACGUGGAACGUGUGAUUCAAUGGAUUAUACAACAGUGAUUGUUUUCAGAUCGAGGCAAAUUACUUUAGUUCUUCAGUCAGGAGAAUUCGGUUUGAAAACGCGAGGCAAACCAAGUGAAAGAAUCAUUUGGGACGAUUACGUGUAAUUAAAUAACAGUCACAUGACAUGCAGCUUCUCUGUUCCAUCUUAGACGUGUCCAUGAAAUGACGACCUAUAUUUUGAAAAGAUGUUAAUUUUCUUUUCUUUUUUUCCUUUUUAAUAGAUUGCUUGUAUAUGAAGGUUCUUUGUACUGAUUUUAAUGUAUAGUAAAAAAACCAAAAAAAAAAGAGAAAAACAAAAUGAUUUUUUUUUCUGUUCUUUGCUACCAUUAGCUACAAACUAAACAUGUAUCUAAAAUGUAGGUGUUUUAGUCAUAAUUAUUUUUUUGGUUCCCCCCCUUUUCAACGAAUCCGAUGACUGUGUUGCCGACUAUCACUUUUGUCUCUCUCUCUCUGGAUGCGGCAGUGGUUGAGGGGAGGGAACGGAAGAUCGAUGCCGUGUACGCGCACGCGCGCGUACGCAUGGCAUGUGUGCUGUUCUGGCCUCCAGCUCCAUGACCCCCCUAUCCCAAGCACAGGCAAACGAGAUCCUCGCAUUCGCUUUUUUUUUUUAAGCACCAACGCGCACCGCGGGGCUAACACUCCCUUCCCCGUUCCCCGCGGCGUCACGGCGACGGGUCCCGCGUGCAGUACCGCCUCGAGCGUUUCGCUUUUCCGCGUAUGUUUGAGAUUUGAAUGGAAUUUGUUAGUUAAAUACACUGGCUGAUCAGUCUCGGAUGAAGGGUUCUAUUGGCCCGGUAGUUACCGUUGAUCUUACACAGUUGAAAUACCCUCAAACUUGCAGUUCUGUAGUGGUGUAUAUCUGCGAGGGAGGGGGGAAAAUAAUGGUGCCGUUGUUUUGCCAAAGCCAUUGUAAGCUGUGGGGUGAAAAAAAAAAUCAAUUUUAUUAAAGCUGAAAUCGUGCGAAAGUCUAUGUAUGUAAUACACACGAUGCAGGCCUUUUUUGUUCACCUAGUCUGGGUGUUGCCGUGCCGACAGUGAGGUCAAGUCAAAAUGGCCGCUGGAAAAGCCACCCAAAGAAAAACCACAGGGAGCUGGGGGCCCGGUUAGACAAACAGGAGAGGGGUUUUCAGUACCGUGACCACAACAUGACCAAAAAAGUGCGCUCCGGCUGAUUUGAUAGUGUGUUUAUUGUUCCCCAUACGAUCUCAUCCGCAUGUUACUCUUAAAACCUCGUACCCGUGCUGUGGUCACAGUGCAAAAAAACGCGGCCCCAAGCCCACUGAACUGGUUUAAGCCGAAAGGAGAAUUUGAUAAAAUGCUCCUUGUAAAAGAUGAAAAGAGAGAGCUGAAUCUGUUUUGUUUUCUCAUAGUAAUAUCUUCGUAUGCCUGUAUAGUUGAUGUUGCGACCAUGGCUUUUAUGGAGGACAACCUGUGGUGUGAAUUGUUCUUACGAUAUGAUAUUAUAUAUUUUUAAGUUUUUUUUUUUGUUUUCUUUUAUUUUAUUAUUUUUUUCUACAUUUCUUUUCUCUUAAUGUGAUGGUAACUCCUAUGUAUGUGGCUGUCUCUCUAUGCACCAAUACGGCUUCAAAUCUUGUAACAGCCUGCUUGAUUGCAGGACAAGUAAGAAUGAAUUAAAAUAUAAAUAUAAAUAUAUAUAUAUAUAAAUCUAAACCUAAGCUACAUGAUGAUGAUGAUGACAAUGAUGAUAGUUAUGUGGGGGAACACAUCAAUAAACUCACUACUACUUCCA
Anguilla anguilla (European eel) is the source of this 4699-nucleotide messenger RNA. Its product is annotated as amyloid-like protein 2. Gene Ontology annotation, cellular component: membrane. Bases 258 to 2618 code for a protein of 786 amino acids. Gene Ontology annotation, molecular function: serine-type endopeptidase inhibitor activity; heparin binding; transition metal ion binding. The transcript is spliced from 18 exons. NCBI's taxonomy places the organism in Eukaryota, Metazoa, Chordata, Actinopteri, Anguilliformes, Anguillidae. The record is from RefSeq and is a predicted model, not a curated record. Gene Ontology annotation, biological process: axonogenesis; central nervous system development.